AGAAUUUAAAUCUUUACCAUUUUACGUUCCUUUUUGUUUCAUUUUAGCAAACUUUCCUUUCUCACAAAACGGUUAAUAAUUUGAACAGCAAAUGUUUUUAAAAACGCCAUUUUCAUAAACUUUGGCUGGAAGAGAGAGGGUGACUUAAUCGCGCCCGCAUGAAAUGGGGGGGAAAGCGCAUGAGACGCCGUCCAUCGAAUCAGCUGCUUCUCGCGGUUGCGCCAACGGUAAGGCGACUGCAACAGUUCAUUUGCGCGCUGACUUUGCUCCGUGUAGCACGUGUUAGGGCGAAGGCACAAGCACAAGCAGCGUACACACUUCGAUCUAUCGUUCUUAUUUGCGUGAUCGUUCGAGUGAAUAAAGUGCACUUGGUGGAGUAAAAAAAACGAAACGGUGUAGUGGAAAUUUGAUGAAGAAAAACAGCAAACGCAUUGCAUACAGCGUUAAAACUAGGUUUUGCGAAUGGUACGCUAAAGCCAGCGCCAGUUCCUGAUUUUCCGCUUGAUUAAGCAGGCCGAUCGCGGUAAGGUAUUAAGUUCGUCGCCGUCAUCGUUGUCGUCGUUGUCGUUAGUGAAGUGAGUGAAGGAAAAACAUCAUAAAAAAAGAAAAGAAAAAACCAAGCAUGUAGCUCGAUUGGAAGCAAAAUCGACAGCAGCCAGCGCCUUAGUGACUAGUUUGUCCCGUGCCCGUGUUGCGUUAUUGAAUGAAGCGAAUAAAAUUCCACGUUUGUUCCAUACUUGGUGGGAAUUGAGCUAUUUUUGCCUGGAUGGAAUGCAUCCGUUGGAGGUGAUGAAAUGAUCUGUGUAAGUGGUGUAAUGGUUGAUGGUGCUAGUGUGAUCUUGGGUGGUUUUUGCGUCUAAAUUGGCAUUCGGCUAAAUACUUUCAAGUGAUUCAUUUUCUAACGCUUUGUGUGUGUGCGUGUGUGUGUGUGCAAGUGUGUGCAAGUGUACGUGUGUCUGUAGCAGUGGGUUUGUGUGGAUGCACCGUUUGAUCGGUGCACCGAUGCAGAUUCGAUCGGGCACAUUCGAUGAGUUUGGUGACGUGUGGAUUACGAUCAGCGAGUCUGCUUCCGGGAACGACGUCCGAACGGUCACGGUGCCGAAGGAAGCAGACCGUCGGAUCCGGAACAGGAACGAUGCUGGAAACUGGCCAUGGGCCGGUCGCCGGCAACACAGGAAGCGGAAGCUGUCGCAGCAAUCACGGAACGACGUCGGUGCUGCAACCAUCCAACAGCCAAAACAACGGUGGCCCGAGCAACAGUGCCAACAUCGACGAUAAUCCCAUUCCGGCCGAUCUGCGCUGGAUCGAGCGGAUGGUGAUGGAGGCCGAACAGCAAUACCCCGGGGAGUUGGUGCGCACCGACAGUCCUUACUUUCUGUGUUCCGCCCUGCCGAACCAUUGGCGCUCGAACAAAACGCUCCCGAGUGCCUUCAAGGUGAUCUCGCUCGGGGACGUCAGCGAUGGCACGAUGGUCACUAUCCGGGCCGGCAACGACGAGAACUUCUGUGCCGAGCUGCGAAACUGUACCGCCGUGAUGCGCAAUCAGGUGGCCAAAUUCAACGAUCUCCGGUUUGUGGGCCGCAGUGGACGAGGGAAAAGUUUUACGCUUACGAUUACGAUCUGUACAACGUUGCCACAGGUCACUACAUACUGCAAAGCGAUAAAGGUGACGGUGGACGGACCACGGGAACCACGAUCGAAAACGAAUACGCCACAGAUGCGUCCACCACCGUUGCAUCGGUUUUUGGAACAACCCGCGUUCAACCAUCAUCACUACCCAGGUCGUCCGGCAUCGUUUGGAGGUGCUGGAGGGAACAACGGACUCGGCAGUAAUGGCAUCGGUACUGGAACUGGCACCGGUAGUGGAGGAGGCGGUGGUGGUGGAGGUGGUGGAGGAGGUAUUGGAGUUGGUGCUGGCAGUGGUGGAACCGGUCUCGGGAGCGGAAACGGCAAAUCCUCUUCUGUCAACUACAGCAACACUGGAAGCACGAGUCUUCAUUCGCAUCCUCAUCAUCAUCAUCACCAUCAUCAUGGGACGAGCGGUACGGGUGGAAAUGGAACGGGACCGGGUGGCAAUAUGACCAUCAAUACCAGUGCCGAAUCGAGCAGUGAUUACAAACCUAAUCUCGCGCUUACAGACUACACUAACGUGCCGGACUGGACGAAUGGGUUGGGAGCACCUUCGAGCACGUCCUACAUGAACACCUUCUCACCACUGCAGGCCAGUCCACCUUCGUACGUGGCGUACGAAUCCUGUCCGAUGGUGGACCAUCCCAAUUACAGUCUGACGGCGUCCGGAGUCGUUUUAGAUAACUUUCAACCGUACCAAGACUACUACGGACUUUCUGGGCCACCUCCACCACCGCCACCUCCGCCACCACCGGUAGCUCCCGUAGCAGCGUCGGUCAAUUCGCAAAGCCAACACGGUGGUGGUCCGGUGGCGUCCGGCGGUAGUAGCUCAUAUGUCGCCAAAACUGGAGAACUGGUAGAAACGGGCUCGUAUACUUCCUAUCCUCCUCAUCACACCCAAUGGACGAACGGGUAUCACGGUAGCUAUCAUCAUCAUCAAUACAACCAUCCGGUGGCCACAGCGCCCGGUUGUGCUUCCUCGCUAGCCGUGGCCACUCAACCCCCUGCAAGCUUCCACACACCGGCUGCUCCACCACCGCCCCCACCGAUGGUGCUAUGUCCACAGAUGUUCAGCACAGUCAACCAGAACCAAAUUCACGUGCAUCUGCACGGAUCGGGAAGCGAAAAGUUCGAACACUAUUUCGGUGCCGCGGACAACGGUUUUACGAUUAAUUCGUUUCCCGGGCCAAGCAUUCGAUCAGUGCCAGCACCGGUGACUUCUUCACUGUCUGGUUCAUCCGUGGACAUUGGCGGAAUCGGGUCCCAACAUCAGGACAGUGGCGGAGGCUCGGUGGGCGGAAACGAUACACUCACGGCGCUACUUUCGGCACAUCACGAGGAUGCGCAACAUUCCGGUGCUGGUCCAGAACAGCAGCAGCAACAGCAACAGGAUGAAGGUCGGGGUGAGGAAACAGUGUCCGGAGAUCCGAGCAGCGUUUGGCGACCUUAUUGAUCCUCUUGUUCUGUGGGCCAGCUUGGUUUGCGUUAGUUCGACAAAUUCACUCUAAUUACUCGACUAGACAACCAUCAUUCUGUUUUAGGAAGAAAAACUAAGAGGUCUGUAUCUUUCAUCAAUCCGGGGGUUUUCCACGUUUUGGGCGCGAGUUAAACAAACGGAACACAAACACGGUACGGUUGUGGGGAUGUAUCGCUCGACUAAGAGGGAAUGGUUUGAAAGGAACAUGCUUUGCUGUAUGCAAUCGAUUUACGAUUUACGAUAGUGCCUUACAAUAUCCCGUUUGUAUCUUCAACAUCUCACAUUGACAUGGUUUUAUACAACUGAAGAUCUUACUUGUACAUGUUUCUCUAAACUACUGUUCUUGAGAUAAUAAUUUAGCAUAGUUAGAGAACGAAGAUUGCUGCAUAGUUUGUCCUCUACUCGUGUGUAUUUAUAUUUACAACAACUUAAACUGAAAUCGUUCGAUGAAUGAAAUAUGUUUAGAACACUGGAAACGAUGUAUACAUUGUGUUUUCUGCAUGUUUUUUGUCCCUCAAUAGUGAAGCCAGGAACACUUGAACAUAUUCGAAAAUGCUACCUAUAUUUGAACUUCGUGUGUGUGUGUUUAAUGAAUAAAAAUCCCAUUGGCGUACGGUGUGAAACGAUUAGCAAAUGAUUCUACCUAAGGCCCACCCCUUACCUUGUGUGUAUGUGUUCCACAUUUGAUGAGCAAAAUGUAUAAAGUACAGCAUCAUAGAUCGAAUGUGUAUUGUGAUUGGAAAAAUUAAGCACACUUAUAUACGACAAUCAGCCUAUCCCAAAAAAGAAAAAAAGAAUGAAGAAAGCAUUUGUUCAUUUACUAGAACUGCAUUACUGUCUUGUUGUAUGAACCAUCAGCAUGCGAAUGCGUAGAAAGAUCGUUGGAACGAGGCGAGCAUUAUGAAGGCGGGAAAAGGAUUGAUUUCAAUGACGGUGUCACAUGUGUGUAUUGAAUGCAUAAGGUUGUAAUAAAGUGUAAGAGAUAGACAAAUUUCAAUAAACUACGUAAAACAAA
Anopheles funestus (African malaria mosquito) is the source of this 4121-nucleotide messenger RNA. RefSeq names its product protein lozenge-like. Gene Ontology annotation, cellular component: nucleus. Bases 1028 to 3082 code for a protein of 684 amino acids. Lineage: Eukaryota; Metazoa; Arthropoda; Insecta; Diptera; Culicidae. The record is from RefSeq and is a predicted model, not a curated record. The transcript is spliced from 6 exons. Gene Ontology annotation, molecular function: DNA-binding transcription factor activity, RNA polymerase II-specific; RNA polymerase II cis-regulatory region sequence-specific DNA binding; ATP binding. Gene Ontology annotation, biological process: regulation of DNA-templated transcription.